AUGACAGAGUGCGAAGCAGAGGAGCGCGAGACGACAGAGCAUGUCUUCUCCAAGGUCUACAACUCUGAUGCCUUUAUCCAGGAACACGAAAAGGUUCAAAGUGUGCCAGUCCCACUGGAUGAUCCAGAGUGCAAGCGUGAGAAAGUUGUCGCAGCUCUCAUGUUCUGGUCUGAUUCAACCCACUUUGCUGACUUUGGAACAGCAAAACUGUGGCCAAUCUAUAUGUUCUUUGGAAAUCUAUCAAAAUAUGUGCGUGCUCAGCCAACUUCUGGUGCCUGCCAGCACAUUGCCUACAUCCCGUCACUGUCCAAUUCACUACAACAGAAGAUUGCUGAGUUUCAUGCGAAAUGGGGCACCCAGAAGAACAAUAUUAAGACCCACUGUUGCUGA
Molecule: messenger RNA, 390 nt
Organism: Cyclocybe aegerita
Lineage: Eukaryota; Fungi; Basidiomycota; Agaricomycetes; Agaricales; Hemipholiotaceae
Source: the annotation of a GenBank genome assembly